GGUACCCGAAGCUGCAGUUUUUACUUUUUAGCAGUAGAGCUAGAAAGUGAAGACACUUGAAGUGCUAACCAUGGAGAACUCGAAAACAAGCGACAAGCUAUCUGCCUUUUUAGAAUCUGGAAUUUACAGAUUCGAGAAUUCAAAUGUUGUUUUUAUAGACCCGGUUCGAAUGUUAAACCGGUCCUAUACCCGCUUCAGGUCUUCACCAUCUGCCUACUAUUCUCGUUUCUUCGAUUCCAAAGAAACUACUGUAACUUCAGAUUCAAAGAAACGAAAGCGAAAGGAGAAGAAGACACCCCGCGACUUAAACGAAAGAGAACAAGCUGCUACUCUGCGUCACCAGCAAGCGAGGCCUAUGUUGUUGAAGGCCCAUGGAUUUUUGAUGGAAGCUACUGAUCUCUUAGCGAUUAUGAAGGAUUUAAGGGGUGGCAGUAAUAUCUGUUCUUCAACAGAAUUGAGUGAACAACACUCUUUUAUUGAGCUUGGAAAGGUCUGGCAAGCUCCUCUCUAUGAAAUCGUUCUUAAAGGUGCUUGGAAGGGGUUAGAAAGAGUGGUUCCUGUUUUUAACAAUUUGGUUGUUAACGAGACAAGUGAUGAUAUGGAGGCAGAAUUUCUAAACAAUAAAUAUAUAUUGCCAAGAGAGAGUUGCUUCUACAUGUCUGAUUUGGGGCAGGUUCACAACCUUAUUCACGAAUGCAAUGUUGGCUUCAAUCUUAUAGUGAUCGAUCCACCAUGGGAAAAUGGAAGUGCUCGUCAAAAACUUAGGUACCCAACUCUGCCAAACUGGUAUUUCUUAUCCCUUCCUAUUAAGCAACUUGCUCAUCCAGAUGGUGCCCUUGUAGCCUUGUGGAUGACCAACAGAGAGAAAUUGCAUAAUUUUGUUCAGAAAGAGCUAUUUCCUUCAUGGGGAGUCAGUCACGAAGCUACUUAUUACUGGCUGAAGGUGAAAGCAGAUGGCUCACUGAUUAGUGAUUUAGAUCUCUUUCAUCAUAGACCUUAUGAAUGCCUUCUAUUGGGCUAUUUUGAUGGACAGGGCACAAAUUCUAAACAGCCGCCAAGGCUGAGACCUAUAAAACAUGAUCAAAUCAUCAUAAGCAUCCCAGGGGAGUACUCGAGGAAGCCUCCAAUUGGAGAGUUGCUGCUGGAGCAUGUUCCAGACUUUAAACCUGCUCGAUGUAUUGAACUAUUUGCUAGAGAGAUGACAGCUGGAUGGACUUCUUGGGGAAAUGAACCUCUUCAUUUUCAACAGUCGACAUCUUUUGUAAGGGAUGAGAUCGAUGAUACAUCCUGAUGAAGGCACUUUUGUAGUGAACUUUCAAGGGAGCCUGGAGCUGUUGGCAUCCCUCUUUUCCAAAUAUAUGCUCCUUAUUACAUUUGUGUGCAGGUAGCAAGCAGGUGGUGAACUGGUUUGGUCACCAUGUUCAAAAGCCAACCAGUUCCGGAACAAGAGUCUAAGUAGUGUGUUAUUGUGGUCACUUUGCCAGUCCGAGCUAAUGGAAAUGAUUUUUUUAACAUGUGCAAUGAGUAUUCAGAUCAGGCAAACGAGAUUAGGAUAGUGAAGGAGGAGAGGAUGUUCUGGGAUAUUCAUGGAAUGCUUUUCCUAAUAUUCAAAGAUGCAUAAAAGUUUCACUAGGCAAUCUGGAGUAGAUUGAAACAACCCGAGCCCUUCCUUGUGUUUGUAUCACUUCUCCCAGUUCUGUACUUGAGACCGUGAGGCAUCUCAGAAUUUCCCAGUAAAGGAUGUACUUGGUAGGUCUAGAGAAAAAGGUCCUACAGAGAGUCUAACAUCGUGCACGCUUGCGAAGGAUGUCUGACCACCGGCAACUGUCCUGAGGGAUGUUUGUGAUUGCUAUAACAAAAUCACCUGCCACUAUACUAUCUCAUGACCUAUCUGGGCAAGUGAUCAUCCAUGCAGUAACAAUCCUAUCCAUGUGUUCUUGUGUUUGUCUCUCACGUGAUAAGUCUGUAAUGCAAUCUAUCAAAUAUUUCACGAAA
Populus nigra (black poplar) is the source of this 1995-nucleotide messenger RNA. Its product is annotated as methyltransferase-like protein 2. The record is from RefSeq and is a predicted model, not a curated record. NCBI's taxonomy places the organism in Eukaryota, Viridiplantae, Streptophyta, Magnoliopsida, Malpighiales, Salicaceae. Gene Ontology annotation, cellular component: RNA N6-methyladenosine methyltransferase complex; nucleus. The coding region runs from base 71 to 1291 and encodes 406 amino acids. The transcript has 9 exons. Gene Ontology annotation, molecular function: nucleic acid binding; methyltransferase activity.